UGCGGAGCGGAGGCUGAGCUGUGCCGCGUGCCUCUGGUUCGUGUUGUAAGUCUGAGCUGCGCAGUCCCCGUAACUCCACCCUCAGGGUCUUGGGAGUCACUACGGACCUUAAGUCCGAGCACCCGGCCUUCCGCCCCGAGUAAAUCCAGACGUCGGCGUUACUGACUGUUUUCAGCUUUCAAGAUUGACCUCUAAAGACUCAUGUUGCCUGAGGAAGAAACCUGGAAGAGGAGGAAGAGGAAAGAAAAGGGAUCAGGAAUCGCUCUUUCUCAGGCACGGUUAACCUUCAAGGAUGUGUUCAUCAGAUUUACUCAGGAGGAGUGGGAAUGCCUGGACCCUGCCCAGAGGGCCUUGUACAGGGACGUGAUGCUGGAGACCUACAGGAACCUGCUCUCCCUGGGUGUCUCUGAUAUACAUGUGAUCAAGAAAUUUCAACCACAAGUGAACAGUGAUGCAGGAGACAUAUUCCAAACAGUCAUGUCAGGAAUACAUGAAAGCCAUGAAUUCCAGCAUUUUUACCUUGGGAAAAUCCAGGAAAAUAUGUCAUAUGACUUUGAGUGUCAGGGCAGAGAUGAUGAAAGCAAUGACAAAGAAAUGCCUGUAACCCCAAAAGGAGAUCUCACUGAUGGAAGAGAUGGACAUGGUAGAAGGGAUGCAGGAAAUAAGCCUCUUGGAAAUAGGCUUGGAUUACAAUUUCAGGAUAAACUGCAGGUAUUUCAAACUGAAGGAAUAAUUUACAAAUGUAAUGAAAUCGAGAAGUUUACUAACAGUUUCUCAUCUUCACCACUUCAGAGAAUUCCUCCUAGUGUCGAAACCAACAUGCCUGCCAUCUGUGGGAAUGAUAUUACGCAUCCAUCAGUACAGACACAAGACCAGGAAGCACACAGAAAAAGACCUUAUAAGUGUAACAAGUGUGGCAAAACCUUUUAUCGGAGCUCUUACUUCACUAGACAUCAAGUAAUCCACGUAGCAGAGAAAUUAAACAAAUGUGAAGUAUGUGGCAAAGUCUUUAGUCGAAAUUCAAACCUUGUAGCUCAUCGCAAAGUUCACACUGGAGAGAAACCUUACAAAUGUGAUACGUGUGGCAAAGCCUUUAGUGUGCGUUCAUCCUUAACUGACCAUCAGGUAAUUCAUACAGGAGAGAAACCAUAUGAAUGUGAUGUGUGUGGCCAGUGUUUCUGUCGCAGGUCACAACGUGCCUGUCAUUACAGGAUUCAUACCAGGGAGAAGCUUUACAAAUGUCAUGUAUGUGACAAAACCUGUCGUAGGAGCUCACAUCUUACUGCACAUCAGAUAAUCCACAUAGGGGAAAAAUUAUAUAAAUGUGAGGUAUGUAGCAAAGUGUUUAAUGAAAAUUCACAUGUUGUAAUUCAUCACAGAAUUCAUACUGGAGAGAAACUUUACAAAUGUAAUGAGUGUGGCAAGGCCUUUAGUCAAAAAUCACGUCUUGCAAGUCAUCAAAGAAUUCACACUGGAGAGAAGCCUUACAAAUGUGAUGCGUGUGGCAAAGCCUUUAGUGUGCGUUCAUCCUUAACCGACCAUCAGGUAAUUCAUACAGGAGAGAAACCAUAUGAAUGUGAUGUGUGUGGCCAGUGUUUCUGUCGCAGGUCACAACGUGCCUGUCACUACAGGAGUCAUACCAGAGAGAAGCUUUACAAAUGUCAUGUAUGUGACAAAACCUUUUGUAGGAGCUCACAUCUUACUGCACAUCAGAUAAUCCACGCACAGGAAAAAUUAUAUAAAUGUGAGGUAUGUGGCAAAGUGUUUAAUAAAAAUUCACACGUUGCAAUUCAUCACAGAAUUCAUACUGGAGAGAAACCUUACAAGUGUAAUGAGUGUGGCAAGGGCUUCGGUCAAAAAUCAAACCUUACACGUCAUCAGAGAAUUCAUUCUGGAGAGAAACCUUACAAAUGUAAUGCAUGUGGCAAGGCCUUUAGUCAAAAUUCACAUCUUGCAAAUCAUCAAAGAAUUCAUGCUGGAGAGAAACCUUACAAAUGUAAUGAGUGUGGCAAGUACUUCACUGUGUUUUCAAGCUGAACUUAACCAUCAGGAAAUCCACACUGGUGAGAGACUUUAAAAAAUGUAAUAAAUGUGACAAUGCUUUUAGCAGGUGUUUACACCUUAUGCUUCAUAAGAAAAGUCAUACUGGAUACAAGUCAGGUAAGUAUCUUUAGUGUGACAAGGCCUUUAGAUAAGGAAUUCAUUCAUCAAAUAAUUCUUUCUGGAGAUUACCCCACAAAUACCAUGUUUGUGGAAAACCGUUACUCGUAGCUCACAUCUUGCCAAUCAUAUCAAUUCAGACUGGACUGAACAUUACAGAUAUGCUGAAUGUGGCAGAGCUUGUAGGUUGUGCCUUAAACUCAGAUUUCACCAAAUACUUCAUACUUAAAAAUGCAGUGAUUGUGGCAAAGUGUCUUAAUUAUUGCUCAGUUGUCACCAGAUAUAGGAAUAAUUAAUCCUGGAGAGAAACUACAUAAAUGUAAUGUGUGUGGUAAGGAUUCUGCCAAAGAUCCCAAGUUGGGGAACAUGCUGAAGCAAAGCUUUAAAAAUGCUGUGAGUGUGGCAAAACUUUUCCGUGAUUUCAGGUAUUCUGCAACAGCAGAGUCCAUAUUGAAGAGAAACCAUGAAACUACAUGGGCAGAGGUUUUUCCCCAGGUCUCACAAUGUACUAGACUUCAGAAUAUAUUUACAUCUUUGAGAGACAGCACACAAUAGCAGUUUGUAUGAUAAGGGUUGUAUCUGAAGAUCGAAACUGGAACAAGGAGAAUUGAUGUUGAAAAGUAACCUUACAAAUGUAAUGAAUGUUUUACAUUUUUUCAUCAAGUAUCCCUACCUUUGGCAUGAGAGAAUUCAUGCAGAACAGAAACUAUACAGAUAUACUGAACAUGGAAACACCUUUAAGAAACAGUGUGUCCUCAGUGUUCACCAGAGAACUUACAUUGAGAGAACCCUUGCUAAUGAAAGGAUUCUUAAGGAUUCUCCCAGUAUUUAAAUUUUUAAAAACUUUUUGAGCAUUUGUAACAAUUCAUACAUCAGAAAAUUCAUACUAGGAAUAAAGGUCUCCAGUUAUCUGAGAGAAGUCUCAGAUAUUACAUACUGCAGUGUCAUUACAAGUCACAAUAUGCCAAAGUUCAUGACGUGAUGUGUAUAUGACAGGAAGAAGGACAUGUGAGAAAAUACCCCAUUAUCUUCAGUGUAUAAAUAUUUAAUUAUAUGUUUUUGUUUUGAAAAGGCUACAUUACUAUUUAUGCCUUUCAACCUGAAGUUUGAAGUCUGUUGAUCUUCUGCCUUCAUUACAGGCCUUUCAUGAUGGUCUCUGGAAGGAAGACAUCAAAUGAAGGGACUGACUACAUUCGGUGUGGUUCAUUCACACCCAUGUUCCCUGGAAAAACCAUGCUGAAUUGUCCAAAAAAUUUUUUUUAAUUUUUAUUGGAGUUGAUUUACAGUGUUGUUGCUUUCAGGUGUACAGUAAAGUGAGUCAGUUAUACAUAUGCAUAUAUCCAGUCUUUUUUAGAUUCUUUUCCCAUAUAGGACAUUACAGAGUGUUGAGUAGAGUUCCCUGUUGAAUGAUCAGAUUUAAUAUUGUGUGAAUUAGCAUCAAGAAGGGGCAGAGAAUAAUGUAAAACUAUGACCUGACUCACCAUGUUUAUUAUAUUCAGGUGCCUGUCCAUAGAUAGGCCAGUGUGGGUUAUAGGAAAGAAGGCUCUACCACCUAACAUCUAACAGAGCAGGCAGGACACGAAGGGACAGGGUUUUUCAUGGGAGAGUGACAGGUUACGAGGGACUGAUUAUCUGGUAGAAAUAUUGCAGGGGAAAUUUGGUCACUUUCUCCAUUGAAUGGAAAUAGCUGUUACUAUAUAUCUAUGAUUAAUGAAAAAUUAUCUUAUUUUUGGAAAUUUAGGAGAGCAGUUAUCUUGAGAGAAAAUUUUAACCGAAAGAACCAGAAUAGUAUCUGUAUGUAUAUGAUUCAUAUUUAACUGCCGUUAUUACAUUUUGCUACUGUUUUAUUCAAAAAGUAUCAUAGGUCUCAUGUUUGAAUUAAUAAAAUUUAAUCACUUUUUUCAUAACCCUGGGUGAAUUAUGUACCUUCCACCAACACAGUUUUCUCUCACCUCGGUAUGUUAUAACAGAAGCUAACAAUGCUCUCAGGGUACUUCUAUUAAAAUGCAGAAAUUGAACUGAGGAAAUUUAAAGAUUUAAUUGGCUUUCUUGAGUGAUUCAUAAAUUGGGCUGCAUCCCAUCUAUUAAGAGGUGCUCAAAGGAGCUGUACAAUUUGGAAAGUUUUUUUAUGUAUUUAUUUUUUGGCUGCGUUGGGUUUUCGUUGCGUAUGGGCUUUCUCUUCAUUGCAGUGCGCGGGCUUCUCAUUGCGGUGGCUUCUGUUGCAGAGCACAGGCUCUAGGUGUGUGGGCUUCAGUAGUUGUAGCCCGUGGCUCAUGGGCUGUAGAGCACAGGCUUAGUAGUUGUGGUGCACAGGCUUAGUUGCUCCGCAGCACAUGGGAUCUUCCGGACCAGGGAUGGAAACCGUGUCCCCUGCGUUGGCAGGUGCAUUCUUAACCACUGCACCACCAGGAAAGUCCCUGGAAAGCAUUUGUAGGCAGAACCUGGGUGGGAUGAAGUUAUUAAUUAAGAAAAAAAAAAUUGUUUCAGGCAAGGUCACAUUUUGGGGUUAGGGGAAGGAGGGCAAACGUCACUAGUGUUCACAGACUUGCAGAGUGAUUGGUUUAAGGUCAUAUUACUGGGAGCAGUGAAACUGCAGUCAAAUUUGGUAUGUUGUCCUCCCAGUGACUCCACCUUGGGACUGUUUUUUUUUUUUUGGGGGGGGGGGGUA
Molecule: messenger RNA, 4828 nt
Organism: Hippopotamus amphibius kiboko
Lineage: Eukaryota; Metazoa; Chordata; Mammalia; Artiodactyla; Hippopotamidae
Product: zinc finger protein 160-like
Exons: 4
Coding region: 202-2037 (611 amino acids)
Biological process (GO): negative regulation of transcription by RNA polymerase II
Molecular function (GO): DNA-binding transcription repressor activity, RNA polymerase II-specific
Source: RefSeq, a predicted model, not a curated record